AUGGCUCCUGUUGCUGCGAGACGGCAGCAGUCGUCGCUGCCAGCCGGCUACAAGGAGGACCACAGCAAGGGCGCCAUGCUGCGCUUCGAGGACUCUCUACCACGCUUGCCCGUCCCUACCCUCGAGGAGACCGCAAAACGAUACCUCAAGUCCGUCCACCCGCUCCUCUCAAAGUCCGAAUAUGAGGAAACAUCAAAGGCGGUCAAGGACUUCAUUGCGCCCGGCGGAGCUGGAGAGACCCUUCAGAAGCGCUUGGUUGCGCGGAGAGAAGACCCCAACAUUCGCAAUUGGAUUGCUGAGUGGUGGAACGACGCAGCAUACAUGGCUUACCGCGACCCAGUGGUCCCGUACGUCAGCUACUUCUACUCACACCGCGACGACAAGAAGCGAAGAAACCCCGCCAAGCGCGCCGCGGCCAUUUCUACCGCAGUCCUCGAGUUCAAGAAGAUGGUCGACGGUGGCUCGCUGGAGCCCGAGUACAUGAAGAAGCUCCCCAUGGCCAUGAGCUCCUACAAAUACAUGUUUAACUGCUCGCGCGUGCCCAAGAAGCCCGCAGACGACACCGUCAAGCACAACUUCAAGGGAAACCAGCACAUUCUCGUUGUCCGCAAGAACCAGUUCUGGAAGGUGCCCCACGAGAUCAACGGCAAGCAGCUCAACACCGCCGAGCUUGAGCUCCAGUUCCAGCGCAUCUACGACAAGGCAGAGAAGUCGGCGCCCGUCGGCUUCCUCACAUCUCAAAACCGCGAUGUCUGGUCCGACGUCUACCCCAAGCUGAAGGCCGCUUCCGAUGUCAACGCGGCAUCCAUCGAAGCCAUUGAGUCCGCGUCGUUUGUUGUCUGUCUAGACGAUGCCUCACCUGUCACCCUUGAGGAGCGCGCACACCAGUACUGGCACGGCGACGGCUCGAACCGCUGGUUUGACAAGCCUCUCCAGUUCAUCGUCAACGAUAACGGCACCUCGGGCUUCAUGGGCGAGCACUCCAUGAUGGAUGGCACACCCACGCACCGCCUCAACGACUACGCUAACCAGCAAAUAUUCACCAACGCCCUACCCUUCGACGUUACAGAAGUCCGCUCCGACCUGCCCAAUCCUACCCCUCUCCGCUUCAACCUCAACCCCGAGCUCGAAAAGGACAUCGAUGCCGCACGAGCACACUUCAACAAGCAGAUCAACGCACACGAGCUCCGUGUCCAAGCUUACCAGGGCUACGGCAAGGGUCUGAUCAAGAAAUUCAAGUGCAGCCCCGACGCCUACGUUCAAAUGAUCAUCCAGCUUGCAUACCACAAGUUCUACGGAAAGAACCGCCCGACCUACGAGUCCGCCGCGACCCGCCGCUUCCAAGAAGGCCGCACCGAGACGUGCCGUACCGUCUCCGACGAGUCCGUCGCCUUCUGCGCCGCCAUGGCCGACCCGAACGCAACCGCCGAGCACACGCAGCAACUCUUCCGCGACGCGCUCAAUGCGCACGUCAAGUACAUCAGUGAUGCGUCCGACGGGCGGGGUGUCGACCGCCACCUGUUUGGUCUGAAGAAGUGCCUCAAGGAGGGCGAGGAGCUGCCCACGCUGUACAAGGACCCCGCCUUCGGGUACAGCAGCACGUGGUUCAUCUCGAGCUCGCAGCUAAGCUCGGAGUACUUCAACGGGUACGGGUGGAGCCAGGUUGUUGAUGAUGGGUGGGGCAUUGCGUACAUGAUCAAUGAGAACAGCAUACAAUUUAACGUGUGCUCUAAGGGACUGGGCUCGGACAAGAUGAGCUUCUAUCUUAAUGAAGCGGCAGGCGAUAUCCGGGAUCUGAUGCUCCCUACGCUCGAGGCGCCGAAGGCGAAGUUGUAA
Molecule: messenger RNA, 1836 nt
Organism: Paraphaeosphaeria sporulosa
Lineage: Eukaryota; Fungi; Ascomycota; Dothideomycetes; Pleosporales; Didymosphaeriaceae
Product: acyltransferase ChoActase/COT/CPT
Exons: 3
Coding region: 1-1836 (611 amino acids)
Biological process (GO): carnitine metabolic process
Cellular component (GO): peroxisome; mitochondrion
Molecular function (GO): carnitine O-acetyltransferase activity
Source: RefSeq, a predicted model, not a curated record